Molecule: messenger RNA, 2964 nt
Organism: Rana temporaria (common frog)
Lineage: Eukaryota; Metazoa; Chordata; Amphibia; Anura; Ranidae
Product: zinc finger protein Xfin-like
Exons: 1
Coding region: 1-2964 (987 amino acids)
Biological process (GO): regulation of transcription by RNA polymerase II
Cellular component (GO): nucleus
Molecular function (GO): DNA-binding transcription factor activity, RNA polymerase II-specific; RNA polymerase II transcription regulatory region sequence-specific DNA binding
Source: RefSeq, a predicted model, not a curated record
AUGACGGUUCAUACAAAGGUUUCCGACAAAGCGCGAAGCAGAACAGAACCUGCCAAGCCCAAGCAAGAAGAAAUUCCCCCGAAAGAUUCUCCUUUCAGCUGCGCUCAUUGUGGAAAGUCUUUCAGGCAUCGGACGUCGUUUGUUCGGCACCAGCAGGUGCACUCGAGGCAGAGAUCCUUCCAUUGUCCGCAGUGCGAGAAGGCCUUCAUCCAGAACUCGGACCUGAAGAAGCAUAUGUGGACCCACUCUGGAGAGCGGCCUUUCCAGUGCCAAGAGUGCCACAAAGGGUUCAUCCAAAGGUCAGACCUGGCGAAGCAUCAUCGGACGCACACGGGGGAGCGACCCUAUCAGUGCACGCUCUGCCAGAAGACGUUCGCUGAGAAGUCGGCUUUAUCCAAACACCAGAAGGUCCAUAGCAAAGAUAAACCCCACAAGUGUACCGAUUGCGGGAAAGGCUUCAUCCAAAGGUCAACCUUAAUAUUGCAUCAGAGGAGCCACACCGGGGAGCGGCCGUUUACCUGUCUUCAGUGCAAUCGGCGCUUCAUACAGAAGUCGGAUCUUCUGAAACACCAGAGAGUCCACAUUAGACAACAGCAGAGCUCUGCCACGAACAGCUCAGCGGAUGGCGUUUCUCUCUCACACGAAUGUGUGGCGUGCGGUCAGACCUUCAACCAGUUGUCAAGGUUUUUAAAGCACAAAAAGUCGCACUGCAAUGACCAGCUCUUUCAGUGCCUAGACUGCAACAUUGGCUUUAUUCAGAAGUCCACAUAUUUGAGACACUGCCGGAGCCACCGCGGAGAGAGACGCCACUGUUGUGUCUUGUGCCAAAAGACUUUCGAACGGAAAAGCGACCUCCAAAAACACUGGAGGACUCAUGAUGGACAGAGCCCUUACUCGUGCCAGCACUGUGGUAAGACCUUCACAGGCAGGUCUGCUAUAAUUAAACACAUUAGAUGCCACACGGGGGAAAGGGCGUACCAGUGCAACGUCUGUGAGAAAGCCUUCAUCCAUCGUUCUUCCUUAAACAAGCACAUGAGGACUCACAUGGGGCAAAAGCCUUAUCCCUGUAACCAGUGCAGGAAAAGCUUCAUCCAAAAUUCUGACUUGGUCAAACACCAAAGAAUUCACAGUGGUGAGAAGCCUUAUCACUGCCCCGAAUGUAAUAAAAGGUUCACGGAAGGCUCGUCGCUGGCCAAACAUCGCAGAACGCAUGCCGGGCAGAGGCCGUACCACUGUCCGCAUUGUAAAAGAACCUUCAAACAAAGUUUGGAUUUGGUCAAGCACCUCGAGUUACACUCUACAGAGACCCCUCCUGCCGCCACCGCCUUCCAUGAGAUUGUCCUCACGGACCCCGUUGAACAGAACAACACCGAGCAGAAAAGACUUCUGCAUCAGUGCCCGGAAUGCGUCAAAACCUUCCCCAACAAAACCAGCCUUCAAAAACAUCUCCGAACCCACAACACAGAGAGACAGUACUUGUGCGACCGAUGUCCCAAGAGCUUCUUCCAAACUUCCGAUUUGGUGAAACAUCUUCGAAUCCACACGGGGGUUCGACCGUACCAGUGUACAGAGUGUAACAAGGGUUUCAUCCAGAGGUCGGACCUGGUGAAGCACCAAAGGAUUCACUCCGGUGAAAAGCCUUUCCAGUGCCUUGAGUGUUUCAAGAGUUUUACUGAGGCGUCCUCGUUGGCCAAACACCGGAGGAUUCACAGCAGAGUCCAGCCGUAUCCGUGCAAUGAGUGUGGAAAGGGCUUCAGCUGCAGCUCAAACCUUAAUAGACACAUGAAAUGGCACGUCGACCAAAAACAGCAGAGCUCUGAAUUUCUAGAAGGGAUUUCUAUCAUCACUGUUGGCCACGAUGAGGAAGUUGAAGAAGCUCUACCGUUGCACCAGCACAAAGCGGACAUUAGCAGAGAAAGGUCAUUUCCAUGUAACGAGUGCGGGAAGACCUUCGGCCACAGGUCGGUGCUCGUUAAACAUUUACGUAUUCAUACGGGGGAACGGCCUUAUGUCUGUAACGUGUGUGAAAAAGGCUUCAUCCAGAAGUCGGAUCUCGUAAAACAUUACCGUACGCACACCGGAGAACGGCCGUAUAGCUGCGGUGACUGCGGCAGAAGCUUCAUUGAGAAGUCCAGCUUGGCUAAACACCAACAAAAGCACCUUACUCCUCCUGGGGCUGAAAUGAAGAGAAGUGCUCCCUCUGUUCCCUCCAAUAUGCACCAACCAGUUACAUAUUGGGGAGAGUCCAAGGAUGACCCUGGAAGUUUAGUAGCAAAGUUUCACGUGGGUUCUGUGGUGGCCAGGCCUUUAAGCAGCUUAAAGAGCAGCCUCUCAACUUCGGCAGAGCGCAAGAUGGCAGUCAAGAAGACUAAGGUGUACGCUUGUCUGCACUGCGACCAAACUUUCACAGACAACUCCAUUUUCCGGGUCCACAGGGCGACUCACAGAGCGCAGCAGCCUCAUACUUGUACCGUAUGCGGGAAGGUGGUCAGCCAGCGGUCGGCGCUGGUCAAACACAUGCGGUCGCACACCGGCGAAAAGCCUUACCGUUGCCCCGUCUGCCAGAAGGGAUUCAUCCAGAACUCGGACCUGGCGAAGCACCUCCGAACCCACACGGGCGAAAAACCCUACAAAUGCGACUUCUGCGACAAGCGAUUCAUCGACCGCUCGGCGGUAGUCAAACACUCGAGGACGCACAGCGGAGAGCGGCCAUACAGGUGCGACGAAUGCACGAGAGGCUUUGUACAGAAGUCGGACUUGGUGAAGCACUUGAGGACGCACACGGGAGAAUGUCCGUAUAUCUGCCAGUUAUGUGGCAAGACGUUUAGGUCACAUCCCGCUUUUCUGAAGCACCAACUUGUGUGCAAUAUGGCCGUCAAGGAGGACAGUCCACUGCUCUACACUUCUGAGGUGUCCUACACUGACCAUGCCGCUCCGAACAGCUUGGAGAAUUAUCCGCUUUGA